Messenger RNA from Lytechinus pictus (painted urchin), 570 nucleotides. RefSeq names its product opsin Rh1-like. The transcript has 2 exons. Gene Ontology annotation, biological process: G protein-coupled receptor signaling pathway. Gene Ontology annotation, cellular component: membrane. The record is from RefSeq and is a predicted model, not a curated record. Gene Ontology annotation, molecular function: G protein-coupled receptor activity. Bases 1 to 570 code for a protein of 189 amino acids. NCBI's taxonomy places the organism in Eukaryota, Metazoa, Echinodermata, Echinoidea, Temnopleuroida, Toxopneustidae.
AUGACCAACGGUUCAACCUGGUCUUUGAUGGAUUUGACGCAACCUUCCAUCAUACCUCGUACCUCUUCGUCUUCGCCAUCAAUGAUAUCGCCGACCACCAUGGAAGAAGGUUGGACAGGCACUCUGACACCAUCUGCCAUUGUUCAGGUCGCUCUCAUGUCCAUCAUCCUCGCCAUCGCUCUCCUAGGCAACAUUUGUCUCAUUCUCAUCAUCAUCACCGACGUUCGUCUUCGGACAGUCCACAAUAAGAUGGUCAUCAACCUGGCGGCCUGUGGUCUCUUUACAGUGGUCGCCAAUGGUCCUUUCAUCAUCUCGACCCUCGCUAAAGAAAAAUGGAUAUAUGGUGAUGUCUGGUGUCAGUUCAAUGGGUUCACCACGUCUGUUUAUGGCCUUGCUGUGGUCCUAACAUUGGCAAUGAUAUCCAUUAAUCGAUAUCAGAUCAUUGGACCUGUCACACCACGACGUACACCAUGGAUCACUGAGAAAAGAAUUAUUUUCGCUAUCACAGCAUGUAUAAGGCCUCCUAUCCCGGUGAGAUUAAUCUUAAUCUCACAUGACUUUGUGACUUGA